This is a messenger RNA of Epithele typhae, 1008 nucleotides long. RefSeq names its product Alpha/Beta hydrolase protein. Lineage: Eukaryota; Fungi; Basidiomycota; Agaricomycetes; Polyporales; Epitheliaceae. The transcript is spliced from 8 exons. The record is from RefSeq and is a predicted model, not a curated record. Gene Ontology annotation, molecular function: hydrolase activity. Bases 1 to 1008 code for a protein of 335 amino acids.
AUGGACCCCGAGUUCGCCGCAGCCGUUGAAGCCACGAAGGCCAACGCUCACCCCGCCCCAGCUGGCAUCCCUACCCCUGCGCAGAUUAGGGCGUUAUACGACUCGGCGUGUACCGUGGACCAUGCGGCAUUUCACGAGAAAUUAUUGCCCCAAGACUCUGCAUACACUCUGCGGGACAACGUGGUCGCCGUAGAAGGUGGUGAGGUUCUUGUCCGGUGCAUCACACCUGCCUCCGAGGGUGGACAGGUGAUGUUUCCUCUGUACUUCAACAUGCACGGGGGAGGUGGAUGCGUCGGGUCCAUCACCAACGACGACUUCAUGCUCCGCCGUCUGAGCGGUGAUUUCCGUAUGGUCACCGUUAAUGUGGAGUACCGCCUUGCUCCUAAACACAAAUUCCCGAUUGGUUUCAGUGACUGCUUCGCUGCGCUCAAAUGGGUGGUGGUAAACGCCCCAUCCAUCGGCGCCGACCUUUCAAAGGGCUUCCUCAUCGGCGGUCACUCUGCGGGUGCCCGGACCGCCGCCUGCCUCGCGCACGAAGCCCGCGACGACCCUUUCUUCAAGGACACCACGCUUACAGGACAGCUCCUGCGCGAUCCCGCGGUGAUCGUCUCUCCGAGCGUCCUUCCCGAGAAGUACAAGCCGGUGUACAAGUCGUUUGAGGAGAACGCGAUGAACCCGCCCCUGUCUCGCCCGGUCAUCGAGAACCUGAGACGCAUGUACAACAGCCCUGGAGACGAGCACGAUCCGCGUGCCGGGGCGCUGCUCUAUCCGUCUCACGAGGGACUCCCGCCGGCAUAUAUCCAGUGCAUGGGCGUGGACAUCCUUCGGGACGACUCCAUCAUUUACGAGAUGGCAUUGAGGGAGGCCGGUGUGAAGACCCAUCUUACCCUGAUCCCUGGGGUCGGCCACGGAUUCUACUACAACUACCCCCACAUCUCGCUGGCAGAGAAAGCGAGAGAAGACAUGCGGAAUGGCUUCAAGUGGCUGCUCGGGCGCGACGGCGCGUAA